AUGGCAUCACGUUCCGUUUCUCGCUUCCGAUGGAAGGUCGCGCAAGCUAAAUUUCCGACGCGACGGAACCUCUCGACUCCCAAAUCCCCACCGUCACCGAAGGACUCUCGCUCUCGGUUACGUCAAUUCAAUGAUCGUCUUCCUCGCUUUCUCCGUGCCUACACAACACCCCUACUGGGAGCUCCAGUGACGCAUGUGACAUCGUUCCUCAUCUUACACGAAAUCACAGCCAUUGUGCCCUUGUUCGGGUUGGUCGCGGCAUUUCACUACGGCAAUUGGAUGCCAGAUCUGGCAUCGGGAACUGAGGGAAAUAAUGCAUUUGACGAAGGGGCUGCCCGGUUUGGGCGUUGGUUAAGGAAGAAAGGCUGGGUUGAUGAAUCCGACGUCAGUGUUGUUGCGGAGCAUGAAGUAGCGGCGUCCCGAGAUUCGAGCGGGAAGCAAAAGGCAGGCGUCCGGCUGGUUCUUGAAUUUGCGACAGCCUAUGCAAUUACAAAAGCCCUAUUACCGGUUCGGAUAGCGGCAAGUGUUUGGGCAACGCCGUGGUUUGCGAAAGUCGUUCUUAACCCAACAACCCGAGCAGCCAAACGGCUCUUUGGGAGAAGUUGA
Penicillium odoratum is the source of this 606-nucleotide messenger RNA. RefSeq lists its product as uncharacterized. Gene Ontology annotation, cellular component: mitochondrion. Lineage: Eukaryota; Fungi; Ascomycota; Eurotiomycetes; Eurotiales; Aspergillaceae. Bases 1 to 606 code for a protein of 201 amino acids. The record is from RefSeq and is a predicted model, not a curated record. The transcript has a single exon.